This is a messenger RNA of Cladophialophora psammophila CBS 110553, 1056 nucleotides long. Its product is annotated as NADH-cytochrome b5 reductase 2. Lineage: Eukaryota; Fungi; Ascomycota; Eurotiomycetes; Chaetothyriales; Herpotrichiellaceae. Bases 1 to 1056 code for a protein of 351 amino acids. Gene Ontology annotation, molecular function: cytochrome-b5 reductase activity, acting on NAD(P)H. The transcript has 4 exons. Gene Ontology annotation, biological process: ergosterol biosynthetic process. The record is from RefSeq and is a predicted model, not a curated record.
AUGCUUGCCAGAUCAGUCUUGAGGUCCUGUGGGCCUCUUCGCCAGCUUACAAAUGAACUCACACUUCGUCCCUACACACAGAACUUCCGCACAUACGCAACCGAAGCUCAAAAACCGUCCUCCUCGUCGACGCCUUGGAUCGUGGGUGCCGCUGCAGUCGGCGCAGGCAUCAUUGGCUACAACUACCUAGGAUCUAGCAGCAAGACUACCAAAACCGACGCUCCCAAGCCCUCCGAGGAUGCGAAGAAGACGGACCAGCAGGGCCCCGCGCCUGGGAAGACCUUUACGGGUGGCGAGCAGGGAUUCAUCGAUUUGAAGCUCGCCGAGAUCAUCCCGUAUAACCACAAUACCAAAAGGUUCCAGUUUGAGCUUCCGGAUAAGGAGCAUGUGAGCGGGUUGAACGUUGCUUCUGCCAUCGUCACAAAAUUCAAACCAGCCGACCAAGAAAAGCCGGUCAUUAGACCAUACACGCCCAUCAAUGAUGAAGACGUGAAAGGCUAUCUUGAACUGCUGGUUAAGGUCUAUCCCAAUGGGCCAAUGUCCGAACACCUCCACAGCAUGAAGCCAGGCGAAACUCUCUCCUUCAAAGGUCCCAUCCCGAAGUACCCCUGGGCGCCAAACAAACACGAGCACAUCACGCUUAUCGCCGGCGGUACGGGUAUAACACCAAUGUACCAAUUGAUCCGCACUAUCUUCAAGAACCCCGACGACACGACCAAAGUCUCGCUCGUCUUUGGAAACAUCAAGGAAGAGGAUAUCCUGCUCAAGCAGGAGCUGUCGCAGCUGGAGAACGAGUUCCCUCAGCGGUUCCGGUGCUUCUAUACCUUGGACAACCCGCCUGAGAGCUGGCCGUACGGCAAAGGGUUCAUCACCAAGGAGUUGUUGAAGGAGGUCAUUCCAGAUCCGAAGAGCGAGAACAUCAAGAUCUUUGUAUGUGGACCUCCGGGUAUGUACAAGGCGAUCAGUGGUGCGAAAACAUCUCCCCAAGACCAGGGCGAGUUGACCGGCAUCCUGAAAGAGUUGGGCUACGCCAAGGACCAGGUGUUCAAAUUCUAG